CCGGCCCCGCACUGCUGAAGAGCGGAGCCUCCGCCCGGGGGACCCCUAUCCCUGCCUGUCUCCCACAACUGCGCGUCCCCACCCCACCCCACCCCCGCGGCCGAGCCACCGCAGGUGUGGCGGUCUCCGCUCGGCAGAAGAGCCUUGAACGGUCACCCGACCCUCCUCCACAGCCUCUUUGCAUCUCGGAUUUCGGGGCGGUCCCCUCCCCCACCUCUCCCUGCCCCUUUGCACCCCGAUUUUUUAUGCGCUUCUCUCGGGUUUUGCAGCCGUCUAUUUUUGCAUCCCUUUUCGUUUUGCUUCUGGGAGGUUUGGGGAGUGAAGCUGCGUUCGCACCCCUUCCCCUUUUUAUCCUCCCCUGCUCGGACAACCCCCCUUUUCAUUGCAGUGGGGGGGGCCUAGGUUCUGUGCAUCCUACGCCGCGCCGCCAGCACCCCGCAACGUGUGGCCCUGCGCCCCGGAAUUUGCAGCAGCUGCAUAUCUGAGGGAGGGGUCUCCCUCGCCCCCGCUGCCUUUGCUUCCCGCGCGUUCUGGUGCGUGAGUGUGCUUCACGCGCCGCACCCCGGCUUCUCCGUAGCCCCCGCCCCGCGCGGGACUCGCCCCCCGCCGUCAAGAUGGUCAUUCAGAAAGAGAAGAAGAGCUGCGGGCAGGUGGUUGAGGAGUGGAAGGAGUUCGUGUGGAACCCGAGGACGCACCAGUUCAUGGGCCGCACCGGAACCAGCUGGGCCUUUAUCCUCCUCUUCUACCUCGUCUUCUAUGGCUUCCUCACCGCCAUGUUCACCCUCACCAUGUGGGUGAUGCUGCAGACGGUCUCUGAUCAUACUCCCAAGUACCAGGACCGACUGGCCACACCGGGCUUGAUGAUUCGCCCUAAGACUGAGAACCUAGAUGUCAUUGUCAAUGUCAGUGACACUGAAAGCUGGAACCAGCAUGUUCAGAAGCUCAACAAAUUCCUGGAGCCUUACAAUGACUCCAUCCAAGCCCAAAAGAAUGAUGUCUGCCUCCCUGGGCGCUAUUACGAACAACCAGAUAACGGAGUUCUCAACUACCCGAAACGUGCCUGCCAGUUCAACCGGACCCAGCUGGGCGACUGCUCUGGCAUUGGGGACCCCACCCACUAUGGUUACAGCACAGGACAGCCCUGUGUCUUCAUCAAGAUGAACCGGGUCAUCAACUUCUAUGCAGGAGCAAACCAGAGCAUGAAUGUUACCUGUGUGGGGAAGCGAGAUGAAGAUGCUGAGAAUCUCGGCAACUUCGUCAUGUUCCCUGCUAACGGCAGCAUCGACCUCAUGUACUUCCCCUACUACGGCAAGAAGUUCCACGUGAACUACACGCAGCCCCUGGUGGCCGUGAAGUUCCUGAAUGUGACCCCCAACGUGGAGGUGAACGUGGAGUGCCGCAUCAACGCCGCCAACAUCGCCACUGACGACGAGCGCGACAAGUUUGCUGGGCGCGUGGCCUUCAAACUCCGCAUCAACAAAACCUGAGGCCCCUUCCUCCCGCCCCCACCUCUUUCCUACGGAUGCUUCUGGAAUAUCCCUGACCCUGCCUGAUCCCUCCCUCACCCACCCCAAAGGUAUUUUUUAUAACAGAGCUCUGGCUUGUCUGAGUCCCUUUUCCUUUACUUCUGAACCCGGCCUGAUGUCUGUCGUGAUUCCCUGGCUACCCACAUUUUCCACCAUCUUCUUCCCACCCUAGCUCAGUCAGAGACAGGGAGAUGGGACCCCAAGACGGUCACAGAGGAGUUGGGAGCCUUUCUAGGCCUGGAGUAGCUUUGAGUGGGGUGUCCUCACAGCUACCCACCUGUCCCGCCCUCUUAUCCCCUGAGAGCUAUAGAAAAUGCCCACCCACCCACCUACGCACAUAUCUCAUUUCACCCCUUACUUCCACACACUGAGGUGGCGCUCAAUUCUGUUUUUUAAAUUGAAGGAGAAUUGACUUACAACACUACGUUAGUUCCAGGUGCACAGCAUAGGGAUUUAAUAUUUCUGUACGUUAGAGUGGUCACCAGUGUGGCCCUCUAUCCCUCAUUCCAGCUCAGCUGCUGUCACCUUCCUCUGUCUCCCUCACCUUCUGCCUAUCUACAACAGUCGCUGUCUCAGUGGCUUUUGACUUGUCUGCCUCCUCUGGCCGGUCUUCUCCAUCCCCAUUCCCUCCACUGAAAGGGGGACCGUUUGUAAUUGAGGACAAGGUGGCUCUGUGGCCUUUUCCCUCUUUCCUGGCACAUCUGGCUUCUCACCCCACGUUGACUACGUGAGCUGGGAAUGAGGGUCUGAAGGAGAAGUCCAUGUUGGUUCUUGAAAAUUCUCUUCUGGUCCCUCCUGUCACCCAACUAGGCACUCAGAGGGGCGGGGUUGACCUAGGCUGAAUGUCCACUUUGUUUUUGCCGAUGGCUCCCUUCCCCCUGUUCGCGUUCCCAGAAUAUCCUGCAAGUUCCACUUCCCAGGCGCCCUGGGGGAGGGGCAGCCAUUUUGGCUAGGUCCCCAGUGGCCACCUUGGAAACGUCAGCUGGCUAUGGGACUAUUCCACCUCCUUCCCCUGGGCCCAGAUAUGCCCCCACCAUUCUCUCUCUGGCUUCUCUUAGCAAGUUAUCAACUAAUCACUAACUCCUUCCUUUUUCUCUGCAUGCCAGCCUGAAAAUUGCAAAUACCUCCUCCAUCUAAGGCUCUGAAUUUCUUGUUUCCGUCUCCUUCAGACCCCUUUGCCUUCUUAAACAACCCCAUAGUGCCCAUAGAAUGUUAAAUGAGGGACUGCCUGUGAUCUUGAGUUAUAGAGGCAUUUUAACUCUUUCUUUUCCCACGUCCUUCACUUCCUCCCCUCUGACUUCCUUUUUUUUUGAUGCUGCAGCUUCCACAUCCCACCCACAGAUGGACUCUCCCCUGUUUUUCUCUCGCUGGAUCUGAGUCUCUUCCCUUUGGGUCCCCAUGUCUUCCUGCACUCCCCUCACCCCACUGGUCUCUCUCUGCAGUUAUUUAAUGCCUGUGUCAGAUCUACUGUAAAAAGAGGAUAAAGUACAAUAAAAUGAGAGCAAUUAUAUAUAUAAAUAUAUAUCAUACAGGGA
This is a messenger RNA of Globicephala melas (long-finned pilot whale), 3061 nucleotides long. It is a transcript of the gene ATP1B2, whose product is annotated as ATPase Na+/K+ transporting subunit beta 2. Gene Ontology annotation, molecular function: ATPase activator activity. The record is from RefSeq and is a predicted model, not a curated record. Gene Ontology annotation, biological process: sodium ion export across plasma membrane; intracellular sodium ion homeostasis; potassium ion import across plasma membrane. Gene Ontology annotation, cellular component: sodium:potassium-exchanging ATPase complex. NCBI's taxonomy places the organism in Eukaryota, Metazoa, Chordata, Mammalia, Artiodactyla, Delphinidae.